This is a messenger RNA of Closterium sp. Naga37s-1, 1143 nucleotides long. The record is from the annotation of a GenBank genome assembly. NCBI's taxonomy places the organism in Eukaryota, Viridiplantae, Streptophyta, Zygnematophyceae, Desmidiales, Closteriaceae.
AUGCAGGGAUACUUCCCUGACAACGUCUCUCUCAACGACAUGCAGGGAUACCUCCCCCAGUCCAUGGCCACCAUGGCUAGCCUUGAGAUCUUCGACUACGACCUGAAUCUGUGGUCGUGCCCGGCACGCGGCUCAUGCAACAUCACGCCCAUCAACUCAACUGUCCUCUGCACCGACUGCUCCGGAUUCUGCAUCUCAUGCUCCUCUGCAGGUACCAACACUAGCAGCACCCCCUCCAGUGGAACCUCCUAUCACACCGCCUGUAGUCGAUUCUCCCCCUCCUCCACUCCCCUCCCCUCCCCCUCCAUCCGCCCCUCCCCCUGCCCCUCCCCCUGCCGAACCUCCUGUAUAUCCUCCCCCUCCUCCUCCCUCCCCUCCUCCUCCCUCUCCCCCUCCCGCUCUGCCUCCCGCCGCCCCUCCUGCCGAACCUCCCUCUCCUCCCCCGCCUCCCCCCUCCCCUCCUCCAAAGCCGAAACUCUCUCCCCCCUGAAGCCUAAACUCUCCCCUCCUCCAAAGCCCAAAAUCUCCCCUCCCCCCUCUUCUCCUCCCCCUUCUCUUCCUUACCCUCCUCCUCCCCCUUCUCUUCCUUACCCUCCUCCUCCCCGUGCCAUUAGCCCCACUCUUCCCCCUAGCGCCACCCCUUCCCCCAGUCCCCCCCCUUCCCCCAAUUCCAAUCCCCCCACCACUGACGCAUCCCCACCCAUCUCCCCCUCUCUUAGCCCUCCCCUUCCCCCUUCCACCGCCCCCCCUGUGAACGAGAUGGCCACGAAGCACCACCCCAACCUCGUGCGUCUCCUGGGAUACUGCAUUGACGUGGAUGUGGCAGCAGAGCGCACUGAGCAGAUUGUGAUCUAUGAGUUUAUGGAAAAUGGCGACCUCGAGCAGUGGAUCGGACCAGGUGGGUGGUGGGUGGGUGAUAUCGUCAUCCAUGAGUUCAUGGAGAAUGGGGACCUCGAGCAGUGGAUUGGACCAGGUAGUGGGUUCUGCAUUACCAUCUGGUUGGGUGUGAACACCUUACAUGGUUCCAUAGCAGAGCGCACGGAGCAGAUUCUCAUCUAUGAGUUCAUGAAGAAUGGCGGCCUCGAGCAAUGGAUUGGACCAGGUGGGUGCUUUGGUACAAACUAUUGCAGUUUCAACGUUUGA